Molecule: messenger RNA, 2001 nt
Organism: Saccostrea cuccullata (small rock oyster)
Lineage: Eukaryota; Metazoa; Mollusca; Bivalvia; Ostreida; Ostreidae
Exons: 9
Coding region: 43-1887 (614 amino acids)
Biological process (GO): establishment of protein localization to organelle
Cellular component (GO): late endosome membrane; lysosomal membrane; plasma membrane
Source: RefSeq, a predicted model, not a curated record
UAAGUAUAUGUACGACAACAAAGAAACUGUAUUGAUGUCAAGAUGGAUGCCCUGUUUACCCUGAGUGAUGGAAAUGAAACUGUAAAAUUUGAUGGAAAUAAUUUUACUGUAAAGGGUGGGGAUUGUUCAACUGCAGGAGAGUAUCAGUCCGUAUUGACACUGACAAAUUCCAAUGAAGACUUUUUGGUCUUGACUUUCAAUGCUCUCCCUGAUUUAUCAGUGAACAUGAGCUUGAUGUUUAUAUUCGCUCCAUUCGAGUUCUUUCCAGGAACACCCAUAACAAAUACAAUAAGUUUGUUGGACACUGGAGACUUGAAACUUGGAUCAGACACCCAACUUUACCAAUGUGAAUCCAUCCAGAGAAUGACAUUGAUUGGAGAGCUGGAAGGGACCACUUACACAAUGACCAUUGUUAUGUCAAACGUUCAGAUCCAGGCUUUUAAUAUACGGAAUGGAAACCUCAGCACUGAUGUGUUUGUGUGUAGUGCUGAUCAGAUGAAAUCUACAGAACAAGAGACAACAAAAGCAGCCUCGGAACCCACUCAACCCACAACAGAACCAUCAGCAACAACUGUUGUAUCAACAGAACAAACAACAUUUGGACCAUCUAAUGUCACGACAGAGGGCCCCACCACUGCACUCAUAACAGUCUCUCCCACAACUCCUCCUGCUCUUCCAUUCCCCAACACGUCCAUAUAUGAAGUCAUGGAAAAUUCUAAAGCCUGUCUCAUCAUGGCAGGAAGCUUCCAGCUUAAAGUGACUUAUAUGACAAAGGAGAAUAGAACUGUCAGUUUGAUUGUGGAUGUUCCGGCUAGCAGUGAUGUCACAGUCGGUGGAACAUGUGCCAGUGGAAAUGACACUGAAUCCAGUCUCACCAUCACCCCGAAAGAUGGAGGAAUUCAAUCCUUAACAUUUAAUUUUACAAUCAUGGAUGGCAAAUCUUACCUGUAUUCGUGGUCUGCUGGUGUUUAUCUUACAAAGUUCCCUGAUGUCAUUAAGUCUGAGUUAAUCCACAGUGUGAAUGGUACACCAGUGGAGCUGUCGAGUCCUAAAUUGUAUUAUAAGUGUAUAAAAGGAGGGGCUUUCUCAGAUGAUAUCCUGGCCUUUAUGUUCAGGGAGUUUCAAGUACAGGCAUUCAAUGUGGAGGACGGAAAGUUUUCAGGAAAUGGAUACGACUGUGAGGAAGAUAUAGGACCUAUUCCACGUCCUGGAAACCCUCCUGUGAAUAUGUUUGUAUUGACUGAUAAAAGCAUCACUUGUAUUGUGCUCAAAGAUCAAAAUCAGUUCAACAUUCCGUAUAUGUCAUAUACUGGGAAUGCAACAGAAGUGAUCUCUCUACCAGAAAGAUACACUGUAACUGGAGACUGCAACACAAAACUGAAUGGAUAUUAUUCCCAGAAAAUAGUUAUUGGAUUUUACAAUUCCUUGAAGUUUACAAUAUACUUCUCCUCUGAUGUACAGAAAGGUGAAAUUUUAGCAAGAGAAAAGGUUACAAAGUACCGCAUCUCACAGAUUGAGCUGGAUUUUGAUUUUAAUAACAAUCUUUUUAAGGAUGUUGACGACAGCAUUCUCGGUACAAAUAAAACAGCUGUUACUGCCAAUCUUAAUGCAUUGACAACAAAUAAGGAUCAAAGCUACACGUGCAAGAAAGAAUCUACAUUUAACAUUCAGAAUGGCAUAUCUAUGACAACCAAGGAACUUCAAUUUCAAGCCUUCAAAACUGAAAAUUCAACUGCUUUCAGCUCGGCAGUCUACUGUAAGGACAAUGAAGAUAAUAACAUUCUGUUAAUUUCCACAGGAGCAGCAUUAGGAGGACUUCUACUUUUAGUCGUUGUGUUGGUCAUUAUUCACAAGAAACGUCAGAAUUAUGAACAACUAACACAUUGAAUACAAUCUUUAACAAUAUGGCGUUAACUUAUGAAGAAUUGUUAAAGGUUUUAUUUAUUUUCAAUCCAGACGUAAAUUAUUCUAAGGCAAGCAAUCUUUUAUAAAUUACAUAAU